AUGAACGGCCACGCCGCCUCUGCUGGUGCCAGUGCGGUUCAUCCCGAGAACGAGAGGCCCUCGUCCUCGUCCAAGAUAAAAUGUCUUGACGGCCUACGCGGCGUCGCCUGCUUUUUGGUUUUCAACUACCACUUCCUCUGGCCAUGGACACCGCUCAUCAUGCUCGGCUACGGCGCGCGGCCGCCCAAAAGCCCCGAGCCUUACACUAACUGGGCCCAGCUGCCCAUCAUCUGCCUCUUGCACCGUGGACGCCCCAUGGUGGCUAUCUUCUUUGCCAUCUCGGGCUAUGUGCUGUGCAGACACAUUCAGCAGGCCAUCCACCAGCGCCGGCAUGAGGAGGUGUACAAGAAGCUCAGCUCUGCCGUAUUCCGCCGCGUGUUCAGGCUGUACCUCCCCUGCGCGGUGAGCAUGUUCAUCGUGGCCAUGCUAGCGCAGGUGGGCGUCUUCAAGACGGAGAAGGCCAUCUACAAGGGCCCUGACUCGGCCUGGAUCAACGGUACGGUCACCAAGGGGUAUUUCCACCACGGCAAGUGUCCCAACAAAACCAUUGCGGUGGAGGGCAAGGAAGGGGUUGCUGCCGCGCUGGGGCUCCAGACGACAGCCUACCUGAACGAGACGAUUGGCAUCACGGACCAGCUCUGCCUGAACAUCACGUCCCAGCUGCACAUGCCUGCAGUGCUCUAUCAGGACAUGGACAAGCCCAAGCCAAAACCCAAGCCGGCCAAGAACGCCACGGCGAAUGCUACGUUUACCGACUUUGCAGACCACGGCGCCGCCUCCUCUUCCUCGUCCUCGUCCUCGCCGCCCUCCUCUGUGCUGCACAAGAACAAAAACGCGACGGCGAAACCCUUCACCUGGGUGCAGCUGGGCGGUUCCUGGGAGGAACACCCCGUCAUCCACCCCCACCUCCCCAAGGCGCUGGCCAACUUCACCGUGGUGUAUGGACAGUGGGCGAACCCUUUCAACUUUGGACACAUGCACCCGCGCUUCGACCCACACACGUGGACGAUCCCCAAGGAGCUGAGGGGCAGCAUGGUACUGUACACAUUCCUGCUGGGCACGGCGGGCCUGCAGGCGCGGUGGCGGUUGGGCGCUGCGGUGGGGCUCUGCGCCUAUGCAAUCUGCCUGGGGUACUGGGAUAUGGGCGUCUUCGUGGGCGGGAUGGUGCUGAGCGAGGUCGACCUCCUGCGCGUGGCGGACCCAGGCACGCUGUCCAGUCGAGACAGGGCCCUCGCAGCCUCGCUCGCCGGCCCUCCCCUCCUGUCGCCGCGCAGGGAGCGCGCGGUGCGGUGGGCGGCGACCACGGCGGCGCUCUACUUACUGUCGUACCCUGACGCGGGCGGCGAGUUCACGCCGGGCUUCCGCACGCUCGCCUGGCUGGCCCCGCGGUGGUACCUCCCUGUCAGCAAGUGGAUGUUCUACCAGGCCCUCGGCGCACUCGUCCUCAUCCCCUGUGUCAUGCGCUCCCCGACCCUCCGCCGGCUGCUCGAGUCCGGCCCCGCGCAGUACCUCGGCCGCAUCAGCUUCAGCUUCUACCUCGUCCACGGGCCCGUCCUGCACAGCCUCGGGUUCUGGGUGAUGCCGCGCUUGUUGGAGCGGCUUGGGAGGCUCGGGGCUUAUGUUGUUGGGUGGGUCUGGCUGGCGGGGGUGGCGCUGUACCUGAGCGGGUGGUUUUAUCGCAAGGUGGAUGUCUGGAGUAUGGGAGUAGGGAGGAGGCUGGAGAGGGUGGUUGUGAACUCGUGA
This is a messenger RNA of Cryphonectria parasitica EP155, 1743 nucleotides long. RefSeq lists its product as uncharacterized. The record is from RefSeq and is a predicted model, not a curated record. Gene Ontology annotation, cellular component: membrane. The transcript is spliced from 2 exons. Gene Ontology annotation, molecular function: acyltransferase activity, transferring groups other than amino-acyl groups. Gene Ontology annotation, biological process: polysaccharide biosynthetic process. The coding region runs from base 1 to 1743 and encodes 580 amino acids. NCBI's taxonomy places the organism in Eukaryota, Fungi, Ascomycota, Sordariomycetes, Diaporthales, Cryphonectriaceae.